Molecule: messenger RNA, 2320 nt
Organism: Drosophila innubila
Lineage: Eukaryota; Metazoa; Arthropoda; Insecta; Diptera; Drosophilidae
Product: pseudouridine-metabolizing bifunctional protein C1861.05
Exons: 3
Coding region: 86-2170 (694 amino acids)
Molecular function (GO): pseudouridylate synthase activity; kinase activity
Source: RefSeq, a predicted model, not a curated record
ACACUUGUUGUGCCCGCAACACAUGGAUAUUGUUAUUAAAUGAUUAAAAUUAAAAUCAAAGUACAAUCAAUUAAUUUGUACUAACAUGUUGCUACGCAAGUGUUCAUUUAUCGGUUUACGGAUUGCUUGCAACCGCUCAAUUUCCACAAAGCCGCACAUUGUGGUGCAUCCGGAGAUUCGUCAUGCCUUGGCACACAGGCAACCAAUUGUGGCACUGGAAUCGACAAUUAUAACACAUGGCAUGCCUGUGCCACAGAAUGUGGAGACGGCACUACAGGUGGAGGAGGUGGUGCGUCAAAAUGGUGCUGUGCCGGCUACGAUUGGAAUAAUUGACGGGUGCAUCAAAGUCGGUCUCUCGCAGGAGGAGCUGAUGACGUUGGCCAAAAAGCCGCGGUCGGAGGUGAUUAAGUGCUCCCGUCGCGAUCUGCCCUAUGUGGUUGCCAUGGGACAAAGCGGCGGCACAACAGUGGCUGCCACCAUGAUUGUGGCACAUCGUGUGGGCAUCCAAAUCUUUGCCACCGGCGGCAUUGGUGGCGUUCAUCGUGAGGGACACAUUACGCUGGAUGUGUCCGCCGAUCUGGUGGAACUGGGACGCACACCCGUUGCCGUUGUCUGCAGCGGUGUCAAGUCCAUUUUGGAUAUACCAAGGACACUGGAGUACUUGGAAACCCAAGGCGUGUGCGUGGCCAGCUUUAAUAGUCCGGGCGGCGUCUUUCCCGAUUUCUAUACACGUGACAGCGGCUGCAAGGUGCCCUACAAUCUGCCCUCAGCUGCCGAUGUAGCCAAAUUGCUGAGCGCCUGGCGCCAAUUGAAACUGCAGUCGGGUGUGCUCAUUGGCGUGCCCAUUCCGGCGGAAUUUGCUGCAGAAAAGUCGUCGAUAGAUGCGGCCAUUGCCGAGGCCAAUGCUGCAGCGCAGGCACAAGGUGUUAGCGGCAAGGAGGUGACUCCUUUUCUGCUUUCCCACAUCUCUAGGAUUACCCAGGGACGCAGUUUGCAGGCCAACAUUGCAUUGAUCAAGAAUAACGCAAGGAUCGCAGCCCAAAUCGCCAGCUCCCUGCGGGAAAAUGACCAGGAAGUAACAGCUACUAAAGUGGAUGCCGCUAAAAAGCCUUUGGUUGUGGGCGCUUCCAUACUGGAUUUAUCCUUUAAGGUCAAGGACACGCACGAUUUACACUUGGACGGAGCAACCUACAAGUCCGUAACGAAGCACGCAGCUGGCGGCGUGGGACGCAACAUUGCCGAGGGCAUCUAUAAGCUGUACGGAGAUGUGAAUCUCAUUUCCGCCGUGGGCAGCGAUCACUUUGCCCAAAUGCUGAGGCAACUAAUGCCGGCUGCACUGCAGCCCAAUCUCAUUGUGGAUGGGAAAAACGCCACCUCGCUGUGCUCCGUCAUCUUCGAUCGAUUUGGCGAUUGCAAACUGAUCCUGGGCGAUAUGGACAUACAUGACAGCAUCACACCCGAGGCACUUUCGUCCAAUUCCGAGCUGUUUCGCAGGGCACCACUCGUCGUCAUGGAUAGCAAUCUGUCGGAGCAGGCGAUGAACUGCACUCUACAGUUGGCACAACGGUUUCAGGUGCCCGUUUUCUUUGAGCCUACGGACAUGUUCAUAGCUGGAAAGCCUUUCAAGCUAAGGAAAGAGCUCACCCAACACAUAAGAUUGCUAAAACCGAAUCUGCACGAGCUGAAAACCAUUGUUGAGGCCAUCACUGGUCAGCCGGUGGAUUUGCAAUUGGAUGCCAAGAUGGAGAGAACAGAGCUUUUAAAGCAAACCAAAAAGUUACUAAAACAAAUUGACUCGCAUUUUAACUGCAUUAUUGCCACAUUGGGAAAUCAUGGAGUGCUCCUCAGUUGCCGUUCUGAUGCGGUAACUGAUCCCGGCAAGCUGCUCUCGCUCUCCCCCGCCUGUGACCACACGACUCUCUUCUAUGCGCCACCCAAGCUGCAAAAGAUUGUCAAUGUCUCAGGUGCCGGUGACAGUUUCUGUGCUGGCUUUAUAACGGCUCUGCUCAAGGAGCACACUCUGGAUGAAUGUGUCGCAGCGGGAUUUGCAGCUGCGGAGCGUGCGCUGCUUUCCGAGUCGGCGGUGCCCACAACAUAUUUCCAAGACAAUCAAGCAUUUGAGAAUUACUUUAAAGAGAUCUUGAAAAAGAUGCAGCGACAAAGAAUUUAGAGACACGGACUGGCCAGGAGUUUAACUCAGGGUUUUUUAUUCACUCUAUAUUGUUAGUAUAAUGAUUCCUCUCUCAUAUCUGUAUCUGUACAUAGGAUGCUCAUCAAUGGGCCCAACUGAAAGUGACAAUAAAUGUUAUAUUUGUAAAGG